GGUGUUUUGGCUGUAAGAAUCCUUUGCAGGAAACUUUACUCUCUUUGUCGUCCUGACCAUGCCCGCACCUUACUUUGGAAGCUGCCUUUGCGGCGGCAUCCAGCUUACCGUUGCCUCGGAGCCCACUGCCGUCCUUUCGUGCUUCUGCGAGCACUGCAGCAAGGGAGCGGGCGGCACAAACCAGAUUGUCGCCAAGUUUGCACAAGCUGAUGUCAACAUCACGUCGGGCACCCAACUCAUUACCACUUACACCUCUACCGAUACAUGCAGCGGGGCUCCCAAAGCCAAGGCCUUCUGUCAAAUGUGCGGGGCCCCGCUGUGGACGGUUCCGGCAUCUGCACGCGGCACCCACCUGCUGAUCCGCCCGAGCCUGCUUUCCGAGUGGCAGCACUUGAAGCCGCGAGCUGAGAUUUUUGUUGGCCAUCGACCUCCGUGGGUCACCCCGGUGGAAGGGACGGAGCAGUGGCAUGGUGCGCGAGGAAACUGAGAUCCGUUCAGGGAGUCAGGUAUUCCGGAUUCAAUUGUGAUCCGAACUCGGUAUGUGGGGCCAGCUCGGAAAGGCGACCGAGGCCAAGAAAAAGAAUGGAGAAAAAUGUUCAAUAGUCC
This is a messenger RNA of Parathielavia appendiculata, 606 nucleotides long. RefSeq lists its product as uncharacterized. Gene Ontology annotation, molecular function: carbon-sulfur lyase activity. The transcript is spliced from 3 exons. The record is from RefSeq and is a predicted model, not a curated record. Lineage: Eukaryota; Fungi; Ascomycota; Sordariomycetes; Sordariales; Chaetomiaceae. The coding region runs from base 59 to 487 and encodes 142 amino acids.